Rhagoletis zephyria (snowberry fruit fly) is the source of this 3614-nucleotide messenger RNA. RefSeq names its product slit homolog 1 protein. The record is from RefSeq and is a predicted model, not a curated record. Gene Ontology annotation, molecular function: protein binding. Lineage: Eukaryota; Metazoa; Arthropoda; Insecta; Diptera; Tephritidae. Gene Ontology annotation, cellular component: plasma membrane.
UUACAGUGAGAACGCGCGCGCGGUAAUUUCCGUAUGUUUGUUAAGCGUUGAGCGAGCGCAGCAAGUCGCAGUGAAUUAUUGGAACGUUGUGGUAGACUUUUUCAAAUAGGCUUCGAAUUGGCGAAUGCGCAUAUAUACAUACAUAGAUAUAGUUAUGGGCAUAUAUGUAAACGAUUUCGUAUGUACUUACUUGCACUGCAGACAGGAAAGUAGUACACAUCAUUAAUUGCAACAAGGAAUCAACAAAUCCGCCAUUCAUGACACAGAGCUUCGAGUUCAAGUGGACUAAAUUCGCAUGCAUGUAUGUAAAAGCGUCUGCCUUUAAUGCAACUGAGCCUGAAGGUAUGAUAAAGUCGGUAUUGCUGCGUGGGAGGACGACUCUUAAUUUUGGCGUACAAUAGGAGUGAGUAAAUUAGCUGCUGGCAGUUGGUUCGACGAACAUUAGACCAGAAUCGAAAUAGAGGAACAAGUAAGCGGCGAGAUCGAGUGGAUAGAAUAGCGGUAAACAGUGAUAGUGUAAAAUGGCUGUGGAGAGGUCAAGCAAAAUGCAUUUCGUUACCAGUAGCCUUGGCUAUGGCGGGGCGAUUGUACUCAUGGCGCUUGUUUAUGGAUUGCAGCAUAUUGGCGCUCAAAAUCCGCCGCAGCAACAAGUUUGUCCGGAACAAAAUGAUAUAGCACCUUGUGUUUGUACGUUGAAGAAAAACGGAUUGGACAUUUUGUGUGAAACAACCGACUUGGCACAUAUAACAAAAUCAAUGGGUACUUUGAAAGGCCAGAGUCCCAUCAUAUUCUAUUUGAAAUUGCGCCACAACAACCUUCCCAAAUUGCAAGGCUUUGUUUUCUUGGCAUUGGAUAUCCGCCAUUUAACAAUUCACAAUAGCAGUUUGGCUGCCAUAGAAGAGAAUGCGCUCAGCUCAUUGGGUAAUGGACUCACGCAGUUGGAUGUUUCGCUAAAUCAAAUGAAAACGGUGCCAUCAGCUGCAUUAAAGCAUCUCUUCCAUUUGUUGAUCCUAAAUUUGAAUCAUAACAAAAUUAGCGUUAUCCACAAUAAUGCUUUCGAGGGCUUGGACACAUUGGAGAUACUUACAUUGUAUGAGAACAAAAUUACUACAAUUGAACCGGAAGCGUUCAGAGGAGUUGAGAAAAAACUUAAACGCUUAAAUCUUGGCGGUAAUGAACUCACAACGAUUCCACAACAAGCUCUCUCUAUACUUGACGCUCUAAAAAAAUUGGAAGUACAAGAAAACAAAAUCAGCAGUAUAAAUGAAGGUGACUUUGCUGGAAUGGAGAGUUUGGACUCACUAAUUUUGGCUCAUAAUAUGAUCAAUACCGUUCCUGCCAAUGUGUUUUCUCAGCUAAGACUUUUGAACUCACUAGAACUGGAAGGAAAUAAGAUCAGCACGAUUGACAAAGAUGCGUUUAAGGGAUUGGAAGAAAAUCUUCAAUAUCUCCGCUUGGGUGACAACAAGAUUCAAUCCAUACCUAGCGAUGCCUUACGUCCAUUACAUCGUUUGCGUCACCUAGAUUUAAGGAAUAACAACAUAAGUUUUAUACAAGAGGAUGCUUUCACCGGUUUUGGAGACUCGCUCGCAUUCCUCGAUUUCCAGAAGAAUGACAUAAAAGUAUUGCCGAGUAUGAUUUUCGAAAAUCUCAACUCUCUUGAAACGCUCAACAUUCAAAAUAACAAAUUAUCACGCAUUCCACUGGAUAUAAUGGAGCCAAUUACUGAUACGUUGCGCAUAAUCGAUAUCACAGAUAAUCCGUUGAUAUGUUCAUGUGAGCUUACAUGGUUCCCAAAGCUUUUACAGGACCUGAAGAAUCGAGAUGACGAGAUGGCGCAGAAGAAAAAGCCCGUUUGUCACAUGCCUAUCGAAAACCGACAAUACUACGUACAAGCAAUGCCAUUGGAAAAGAUGCACUGUGGCGGCAUAAGCGCCGGCACAUCCAUCUACAAUGGGAUGCAGUUACGUGUGCCGCAUUUGAGCAUGGUCACCAACGUGGCCGUUAGCAUAUUUGCGUUAAUGCAUAUAUUUUAAAAACUCACCGCAACGGCAGUAAACAAAUGAGCAAUUACUUCGGUAUAUUGGCUCGCUCUGAAUGCCAUUUGUAAGCGAAUGUGUUCAGCUAUCAAAUCGAAUUCAACUAUUUGAAGGAAUUAUAAAAUGGAGAACUGUGAACGGAUGCCUUCGGAUUGUGGGCAGAAACAAAAUAUAUAUGUACAUAUCUACAUAUGUCGACACGUACGCGUAACGGUAGAGAGAGAGAGUCAUAGAUACGCGCCAAUAUAUAACUGUUCAAAAUUCAACAAACAUACAUAUCAUGAAAGAUGCCAUUAAAUUCUUACACAAACAUUUAUAUAUUUAAUAUGUAGGUAUUAAGGUUUUGUGACAAUUUAAAAAAAAAUCUGAGAGAAUUGUAUUAAGAUUGUUCUAUACACAUAUACAUAUGUAAGUAUAUGUACACUAAAAGAUUAGCCUUUUUUUUGAAAGAUUUUUUGCUGAGAGUACCUAGUGUAAGAAAAUAACUUUGAAACUAAGCAGCUAUGUUUGUAUGAAGCUUACGUGCAAGUAUAUUUAUUGAAAUUAUACAUCUACUAUAUGUAUUCCUAUUCAAAUAUUUGCUAAAAGGUAUUUUCUAAAUGUUUGUUAAAACUAUUUAUUUAUACUUUCUUUUUAUAUACACUAUUGAUAAAUAACGCAAAUUCAAAGGGAAGCUACUAAUGCAAAAUAAAUGUCGUCGUUGUGAGAUACAAUCAUUUUUGGGUUUGAAUAAAUUAAACAAAAAAGAGUGAAGUCAACUGCAAAAAUGCAACAAUGAAAACAAAAACAUUACAAAAAAAUAGUAAAUGCGUUCGAAAAUGGUAAACGCUUACUAAAACAUUUUAUUUUAAAUUGUAUCCAAAGGACGUGUAAAGCAAAAUAUGUAGCUGGUUGCUCUGUUACCCAAUAUUAACGCGUGACAGGAACAGGAAUUAAAGCGGGACUUAUUUGAAUUGGAAUGCGGAAGAGGCUACCGCAGGCUAGGUAGAGGAUUAGAAUGUGAGUUGCAGCUUAUCUGUCUUAGACAUUCUUUAAUCGAUUGCAAAAAGGGAAAGUAUUACCGAACUCCAAAUAUAGACACACCCCCACGAAAGUCACAAGAACUGAUUAUGGAAUAAGUAGUUUGUACUCGUAAAUAAUGUGAGCAAACAAAAUUUUUUUUAACCGUAUUAUGAUUACUAUGUGUACAAAUUUGGCUAGUUAAAAUAUGAAGCUUUUGAUUGAUCAAGACACACAUACAUAUGCACAGAUUCAAUGAGAGCAAUGCUAAAUCCCCAAUAAUUUCAGAUGGGAUGAAUAGUUAACUACGUACUUGAAAACUACUUUUUCAGUGAAAGUUAACCUGUGGUGAAUUUUUAAGCUACACUUAAAAGAGAGUACACAUGAUACAAAAAGUGCGCAAUAUGACUCAUGACAGAUAACUUCUACCUUUAUUUGACUAGUUUACUUCACUACGACAAACAUUUACAUUUUACAUAACUCCAAACAGAUCAGUUUCAUUUUGUUGUGCUUCCCGAGCAAAGGUAGAGGACAGAACUACUUAAACAGAUGAAGCAUAUUAUUGAACAAAUGCUU